AUCGCAAUCAGGUUAAUUCUCUUCCCACCCUGACUGUGCUUCUAAGUAUUUGGUAUUGAAGACAAAAGAAAACCUUUUGCUAACACAGAUGGAAAAGCUGAAAGCAGUUCAUGUGACAUCGUCAUCUCAAUCAACUCGAAGAAAGUCGUUUUUUUACCUUAUACAUGCAUGACCGAUACCACUUGUAAAUGAUGUGUCCCGCUCCCAGUGACGGGCAUGUGCAGAAGGCGGAGGCCGCGCUCGUGCUCGCGGGUGCGCCUGCGUAGUGGUUUCACAGCGCUCGAGCCUUGCUAGACGGUUUUAUUCAAAAUGUUUGGAUGGGUCUCGGGAGGGGUUAGUAAACGGACUCAAACCGACGGUAUCACUAAAGCAAAUAAAAGUUGCAUGAACCAUAAGUGGCAUCGAGAAACCAUCAACAAAUUGAGCUGUUCCAAAAAAGGGAUGAAAUACAAUGGCAUCAGAAGACUAUCAAGAAGAGGAUGCUUUUUGCUUCAAUGUAGGAGGCUGGUUCUUUUCAAUUCCAAAGUCAAAGCUUUUACAGUUCCGUGAUUCAGUGCUAUGGCAGGAAGCUUCCAGUAUUGUUUAUUCUGAAGACGCCAGACUUUUCAUUGACCGAGAUGGAUAUACUUUCCGCCAUGUGCACUAUUAUUUACACACAUCAAAGCUGUCUUUUACUUGCCUUUCAGAAAUUAGUUUGUUAUAUGAACAAGCAACAGCAAUGUGUCUGACUUCUUUACAACAGGCUUUGGAUAACAUGAAAGAAAGUAAGCAUCAUUUACGCAUACGGACUGAAGAUGUACCAGUCACUAAAAGAGCAAGCAGGAAUUAUUGGAGAACACGAUGUAACAGUAAACCCUCAGAGUUCCAAAUUAAAAGUCCAGCAUUUACAGGAUUACCUGACAAAGCUCCAUUAGGACUAAUUGACACACCAUUAUUGGAUACUGAAGAAGAGGUGCACUGGUAUUUUCUUCCUUUAGACCUAGUGAAGAAAUACCCUAAUUUAAUCAAUGAUGAUAAUCUACUGUGGCUCUGUGAGGGAGUUGUCCUCAUAGAAAUUGGAUGGAGUAAUUUCCGAUAUAUAGCAAAUUUCCUUCAGACGGGAAAACUUCUUGUGCCUGACAAAUUUUCAGAAAUAGAUGUUCUUGUGACUGAGAUGGAGAUGCUUCAAAUUCCAGAGCUCAUCAAAGCUGUGAAAACAUAUAGGUCAGAUAUAGGUGGUAGCUCCAAAGAAGUCUCUAUCCCUGUCAGUUCUAUACGUCAUUCUGAAGGGGAUUGUAACAAUUUGUGUGAAAUAACAGAUAAGCCGUUAUAUGUCCUUGUCCUGGAAUUGUUAGUGAAGUACCCAGAUUCAGCACUAGGACAGCUUUCCAUUGAGAGCAGCCUUGAUGGGAUGAAGCUAUAUAUUUUUGGCAAUGGAGUUCUUUUUAAACAUGUCAGAAGCUGGUUAGGAACAUGCCGCCUACCAUUGACUGAAGAUGUAUCUCAGAUGUGUGCAGUUUGUGUAUUUCUGGAUCAACAUGACAAUCUGUAUCAGCCAGUAAAAGAUGCCAUGCGACUCUACCUGCAAACAAGGAAAAGGGAGACAAUCAUAUCUAAUUUUAAAAUAAGUUCUUUGGAUGACAGCUGGGCUGCUGAUGUAGACAGCCACACUCUUCAUCAAAUAGUGAAGGUUUAUGUGGGAAACUAUUGGUAUGCCACUUACCUGAAUACCUUCUUAAAGUAUCCAGAACUGCUAUAUAAUCGCAACAAAGCACAAUGGAUUUCAUAUGGCAAGACACUUUUCAUCAUUGGAGAUGGUCAGAUGUUCAGACAUAUUAUCAACUUUCUGCGGUUCGACAAACUAUAUAUUCCUUCGGGAUUCAAGGAAUGGCCAUUACUGUGUCAAGAAAUAGAAGAAUGUAAAAUUCCUGCACUUUCUGAAGCAUUAUUUCACUGUGAACAGUACAGAUUGUGGUUAACAGAAAAUGAGACAGAGCCAUUCAGUGCAGAAAAAGUAGAUAUUACUGCAGAAACCAUUACUUCAGUUUCUUCUGCGGAAAUUCAUGCUAGCUUUGAAAAAAAGGAAAGUUUGUUAAAUCAUGUUGCGCAAAAGGAACACACAAACAAUGCUGUUACUGAAAUAGAUCAAUGCAGAUUGACCAGUUGGAACUGGAGCAAUAAGCCUGUUCCUCAGACACGAAACAUGACCAUGGAUUCAGCUCCUAAAAACUGCAGCACAACUAUUUCACCUCAUAAAGGAAGGAAAAGUAAAUUAAACACAUUUUGUGUUGGAGAGAAGCAGGUCACUGAGGAUUUGUAUACUUCAAGCAAUGAUGUAGGUUUUGAUGAUUCAGAAAGUCCACCCAGAAAAAAAACAGUCAAGCCACAUCAUGAUGGACAGUCUGAAAUAAUGACAUCAGUGGAGCAGUUAAUAUCUCUGGUUAAGGGAUGGAAGAAUAACAAUAUGGAGAAAGUUGGAUUUUUGCCUACUGCUGGUUCUAAAGGAAAACGAUUCAGUAAGACAAUGGAUCAUAAUGAUUUUGAUUGUUGGCCACGGGACUCUGGAUUUAUCAUAAAAGUACACCAUCCUCUCCUCCUGGGAAACGAUGGAUACUCUGUGUUUUACACAGAUAGUGUGCUAUACUUGAAACACUCUACUGACAUAGUUGAUGCCGCACAAUAUGGUUACUCAGAUAACAGUCAUGUCGCAGGUUUAGCAUCUCUCACUUUUAACUUAUCACAUGAAGAAAUAUUUUAUGCCAGGGAAUGUAAUCAUUUUUUGACUGGAAUCAUCCUGGACUCAUAUACUUUGAAGGAUCCUCAACAAAUAACAUGGGAAAUACUGCAGCUUGUAAACAUUCUUUGGACAGAAGAAAUAACACCAGAAACAUUUGUGUCUAAGCUGCUAAAUCUAAAGGUUUUCAAGAACCAAAAACAGUCACAUGAAAAGCUGGUUAAAUGGUUAACGUUGACACUGCCAUUUGCUUGGAAAUAUAGCCACUGCAUGGAACUUUUGUUGAAGAAAGGAUAUUAUAAAUCUGUCUCAUUUCCUGUGUUAGGAAACUAAUUUUAAAAACUCAUCACAAAUGAAUUUGAACCUAAUGUCACUGAUUUCAUAGCAAUUAUUGUAUGCAAUGAAUAUCAAUAUUUUAAAAGGUCAUGGCAAAUGUCAAAGUAACUUGAACAGUAAUCUAUUUAAAACCAGAUUGUUUGUUUUGAAAGCUGAGCUUCAAGAGAUGGGGAUGUGAAAAACAUUUUGUGGUUAGUGUAAUUAUAAUCAGUCCAGACAGCCCACACCCUCUGUUUUUAUCAUCAUUGUGGGAUCACAUGUAGAUCAUGAUUACCACAAAAAAAACAUUUUUAUUACAAAUUACAAAACACUGAUCCUAGCCAGUUUUUCUACAAGAUGUACUCUGUAUAAAUUAAAUGUAAUUUUUAACUUGGCCACAUAAAUGUGUGAAUUUUGCCAAACUUGCAAAAUAAAGAGUUCAUUACUUUUGUAGAAAAAUAUGCUUUUUUCAUUUAAGUUCUAAAUACCUUGGUGUUUGGGUCAGAGAACAGAUUAAUAGUUUGAAGAAAUGCUAUUUUUUAGACUUGCAGCUUCUAAAGAUGAUUAUCUGUUGCAUGUUAUGAGAAUUUGGCAGUAUAAACUACCAAUUACAAGUGAAAACUUGACAUUAAAACUUAUAAUUACUUGCAAUUUAGACUGUAUUUGUCUCAAUGAAAACCAUUCAGUAUAUUUGUGUAGCAGAUGUGUUACUAUACUGUUAACCUUAUGUGAGGGAUUAAGUCAGUUUUAAUUUGUAUGUUCAGUGAUGCAACUGUGCAGGCAUCAACAACUCGUUUAUCUAUGCUUGACUCUGUGCCUUGAAUUAGGAUGGGACAUUUUGUUUAAGGCAAAGGUUCUUUCUUUCCUUUAACUCUGGAAUGACCCCACUUUUACACUUAUCAGAAUUCUAGACUUGGGAGAUUUCUGAAGCCUUAAGCUAUAGAGAAAGGUAAAGAAUUUGGAUAUGUCACACUUGCCUUUUGUGGAAAAGAUGACCACAGCUGUAAAUUACUAGUUCAUUCCAAGAUAUGAUUGCAGUCACACUAUUUGAAGGGAAGUUAAUGUCUUGCUUGUCAAAACUGCUGCUUUGAUGAGCUGUACUCUGGAUGGAAAUGAACUUGUGUAUUUUUUUACUGACUAGCAGGAUUAAUCUAGAGUUCCAGGUGCCAGAUGAUUGAAGACUAAAGCCCUCUCAAUGCUGAGCAUCCCUUUACUCACACUAUGCACCUAGAACUUGUAUUAUAGGUAUUCAAGAUAAUUGUGCCAGCCUGUACUACAUGUUGUUUCUCAGCCCAUCCAUACUAAAAACAACAGUGCACAAAUGGCCAGUGGUCUGUUCAGCCAGAACUUUGUUAUGGUUUCCUCAAUGGCAUACUGAGUUUUAACUUGAGUACAACUUGAGUACAUAAUGCAGAAAGACAAUAUGCAGUUAGUAGCAGCCUGCUCUCUAAGAAGGGUGGUUCAGCAUGCCACAUUGAGAAUGGCUGGUGUGCAGAAUCUUCCUGGAAUAAAUAUUAAUUAUAUUUCACUGUGAACAAUGGUUGCGCAGCAAGUAGCAAUACUUGUCAGCCCAAACAAAUUCUUAUAGUUAAAUAAAAUGAAAUUAUUUAAUAUAGUUCAAACUUUGUAAGCUAAAAUAAACAUUUUAUAAAUUU
Molecule: messenger RNA, 4683 nt
Organism: Chiloscyllium plagiosum (whitespotted bambooshark)
Lineage: Eukaryota; Metazoa; Chordata; Chondrichthyes; Orectolobiformes; Hemiscylliidae
Source: RefSeq, a predicted model, not a curated record